Molecule: messenger RNA, 1155 nt
Organism: Aspergillus lentulus
Lineage: Eukaryota; Fungi; Ascomycota; Eurotiomycetes; Eurotiales; Aspergillaceae
Product: interstitial collagenase
Biological process (GO): proteolysis
Cellular component (GO): extracellular matrix
Molecular function (GO): zinc ion binding; metalloendopeptidase activity
Source: RefSeq, a predicted model, not a curated record
AUGGCACAGAAACUGCCCAGCCGAGGAGCAUCAGCUCCCGACGAAGACUUCAAGAAUAGUCAAGCACUGGAGAAAACGACGAUGUUUCUCCAGCUCUUUGAGUAUCUUCCACGUGAAACGACACCAGAAAUCAGCGAACUCAACUCAGCUUUGAAGGAAUAUCAAAGAGUGUCUAAUUUGCCUACAUCUGGGGUCUUUGAUAAGGAGACAGCCGCGCAUAUGGAAAAACCUCGAUGCGGCGUACCCGACGGUCUCGGGUUAGCAAACUUCACGGUGGCGGGUACUAAGUGGAACGAAUUUAGCCUAAAAUACUGCUUUGACACUUUUUGCCAGGAGCUCAAUGAAGAACAAAUCAGAACGGCUAUAUCAAAUGCUUUUGCCAAAUGGAGUGCUAUCUCGGCGUUCACAUUUACAGAGGUGAGCCGUGAUCAGGCCGCCCAUAUCCGCAUUGGUUGGUACAAGAGGGAUCAUCAUGAUGGCAGCCCAUUCGAUGGAGUGGGAACCGCUUUUUCUAACAUUCUCGCCCAUGCAUUCUAUCCCCCUCCCAAUGCAGGGGACUUGGCCGGGGACGUCCACUUUGAUGAGGAUGAGGAUUGGACAGUCGAUAGCCUUACGCAUGUCGCUCUUCAUGAGAUUGGCCAUUCUCUGGGCUUGAAACAUUCAACAAUCGAAAAGUCCGUUAUGUGGCCAUCUUACAACGGUGUCGGAGAUCUCACUACCGAUGACAUGGGUGGUCUAUACGAAAUCUAUGGGCCAUUUGGUCGUCCUACGGUCCUUCGGCGCAAUAUCGGUCCGCGUAUAUAUACCAAAAAUGAAACAAUAGCUGAAGGUGAUUUCCUCCAGUCAGAGAACGCCCUGUACCGCUUCAUUUGCCAAGGAGACGGUAAUGUCGUGCUCUAUGGACCAGGAAAUAGUGUGGCAUGGAAAAGCUCCACCGAUGGGAUGGGAAAGCCUCCCUACCGCAUUGUCGCCCAAGACGACCGCAGUAUCGUCCAGUACGAUCGCGACAAUCGAGCCAUUUGGAGGACUGGUACGAGCCUACCUGGUCAUAAUCACACAGACUGCUUUCUCAUUCUGCAGGACGAUCGUAAUCUUGUUCUAUACGAGGAAGGAAAUCCGAUAACAGCAGUCUGGCAGACUCAUACACAACUGUGA